UUCAGGAAAUCCAGUAGAGGAGACUUCGUAUUUUCUGCUGAUCGUCUGAUCAGACUCGUGGUUGAAGAGGGACUGAAUCAAUUGCCAUACACAGAAUGUACCGUGACCACUCCAACAGGACACAAGUACGAAGGAGUCAGAUUUGAAAAGGGAAACUGCGGAGUCAGCAUAAUGAGAAGCGGGGAGGCAAUGGAACAAGGUUUACGAGACUGCUGUAGAUCAAUCCGCAUAGGAAAAAUCCUGAUACAGAGCGACGAGGAGACUCAAAGAGCGAAAGUGUACUAUGCUAAGUUUCCACCAGACAUUUACAGGAGAAAAGUUCUUCUUAUGUACCCAAUACUAAGUACUGGUAAUACUGUCAUUGAGGCUGUCAAAGUUCUUGUAGAACAUGGCGUACAACCAAGUGUCAUUAUCCUGCUAAGCCUAUUCUCCACGCCUCACGGUGCCAAGUCCAUCAUCCAGGAAUUCCCAGAGAUCACAAUUUUAACUACAGAAGUUCAUCCUGUUGCACCAACACACUUCGGACAGAAGUAUUUUGGAACAGACUGACACACGGAACAAACGGAUAUGACUAUAUGAUGAGACAAGAGGGGUUUUCCUACGUUUUAUUAUUGUGGAGUUGGUUGAGGGCACGUUUAAAAAUCUUUUUGGCCAGAGGGGGAAAUACUUGACUUGGAUCAGUUCGGGUCAGUUACUGCCUGAACGCUGAAUCAGGUGCAGUAACGAAGCACUCUGUCAUUACAAAGUCAAGCAUCUCAAUGUUGGGGUUCUAUACAUUGCUACACUCUCUGCUUUAACUUAUUUAUUCUUCUGUAGCCUGCCUUGUGGCUGCUUGCAAGAGCAAAAUAAAACAACUAAAUCAC
Molecule: messenger RNA, 863 nt
Organism: Aptenodytes forsteri (emperor penguin)
Lineage: Eukaryota; Metazoa; Chordata; Aves; Sphenisciformes; Spheniscidae
Gene: UPRT
Product: uracil phosphoribosyltransferase homolog
Exons: 6
Coding region: 172-549 (125 amino acids)
Source: RefSeq, a predicted model, not a curated record